UGUGUCUAAAGUGAAUUUUAGUUAUUUUCGUUUAAAACGUGCUGAGCGAAGAAACUGUAAAUCAUUAUUGUGAGAAACGUGCGAACGGCAACAAUAUUCUCAAGUUCAAGAUUUGCUUUUUUGAAACUAAACACAAUUCUUUUAUUUUUUUUCUUCUGUUUAAACUAUUUUGUUAUACUGUUAUUGCUGCUACUGCUCCUGCUGCUGCUGCUGCUGCUGCUGCUGUUGUGCUGUUGUGUCGCAAGCGUAACAUCUGACUCGAUAAGGCGAUGCAUUAGAACAACACUUGACGAUUAACUGAAGAACGUGAAAAAUAAAACUGCUUUAAAUUAUAGGCCAGUUUAUGCAUAUAUGAUAUUCUAAAUAAAAAUCGACGAAAUGAGCUUCAGCGGGAAUUCGCAUUCAUCAAACGAAAACAAUGUUCGAAAACUAUCCUUUCUCGGCUUCAACACAAAAAAGUUUCACGGCAAUGAAGAUCCCGAUGAGGUGCUAUUGGACUCGGAAAUGGAAAAAGUAUUCGCCGGUCCGAGUACAUUAAAGGAGAAAUUCGAUGUAACAACAUUUCAAGAUACAGUCCAUCCAAUUGGUCCUUUUAAAAAUAAAAAUUCACAUCGAAAAAAUUUAGCCGGUGAUCUUAACAUAGAAGAAGACUCCGAAUAUGAAAAUCAUAAUGAACCGGUAAACGCACAAAACUAUGAUGACAUACCAGAGGAUUUCCCAUUAGUAUCUGAACGUGCUGGUCAUGGUGAUCAUUCUGAUACCUCAGCUGAUGAAAAGCAUGUGCAGUUUGGUAAAAAAAAAACUUCAGUUGCAAGCUUAAGUUACGAUGACCAGCCCAGCGAUAAUGUACAUGAACGCAAGCGAAGAAAAAGCCGUCAUCAGUAUUAUAGACAACGCAAAUUUUCCCAUCAAGACAGCGUGGAACCUAAGAAGACCACUGAGGAAAACGGCGAUGCUGGCACACAUAAGGUUUCAGCACCGGAAGAUUCUGCUUUGGAAGUUCUAUCAUCGGCCCCACAGGAAGCCGAUCUUAAUGAAUUAAGAUCACAUCGUUCGGAUGAUCCAAGAGCGUUGAGACGUCAUAAAAUCCACCAUUCAUCAAUUAAAUUAAGAGAAUUGCCACAAGUCAGCGUAGCUGGCUUGCAGCAUGCAAAAAAAGCUUUUGAUCAUAGUCCUCAUGAGAUAUUCGUGCAACUUGAUGAACUUAUAGGUACGGGCGAGGAACGUGAAUGGAAAGAGACCGCACGAUGGAUUAAGUAUGAGGAGGACGUGCAAGAAGGCUCUGAUCGUUGGGGUAAGCCACAUGUGGCUUCAUUGUCUUUCCAUUCGCUGUUGAAUUUAAGGCGUUGCUUGGAGACCGGCGUUGUACUAUUGGAUCUAAAUGAGAAAGACUUGCCAGCUGUCGCUUACCGCGUUGUCGAACAAAUGGUUGUUGAAGAUUUAAUCCACGUCAAUGAUAAACCGGCCGUUAUGCGCUCUUUGCUUUUGCGUCAUCGUCAUGUCAAUGAACAUCAAAGUGUUUUACCUUUUACCAAACGAAAAUACAAUAGCUAUACCAGUUUACAGUUGCUUUGGAUGAAUACCGAUAGCCAGCAUUUGCAACAACGCGCCCGUCUAAAUGGUCUAACGGCGGCAGAUCCAACUGCUGCAUGUCGAACGCGACGUUCGGUUUGUGAAACUCUCAGCGCACCACCGACAACCAUAACACUAGAUUCGACUUCAACGUGCCGUCGCCACUCAACGCUUUCCUAUAUGGGUAAUUUGUCUGGCGAUGAGAAGAAAAUCAAAAUUGUGCCCGCCCUUGAAAUAUCCGGUAAUAAGAAAAAUAAUGAAUUGAAAAUUGAUAUGAAAGACGACUUAUGCACAUCAUCGCAAGAGGACUUAAAGAAGUUACAAAACGAUACAAUACUCAAACGCAUACCAUUGGGUUCUGAAGCCACAACAGUACUGGUAGGUGCUGUGGAUUUUUUGGAACAACCGACCAUAGCAUUUAUACGUUUAGCUGAGGGUAUACCAAUGCCAAGUUUGACCGAAGUGCCAAUUCCAGUACGUUUUAUGUUUAUUUUGUUGGGUCCACCUACUCUUGAUUUAGAUUAUCAUGAAGUUGGCCGCUCGAUAGCCACAUUAAUGGCCAACGAAUCGUUUCAUGCUAUCGCUUAUAAGGCCGAUGAUCGCAAAGAUCUUUUAUCGGCCAUUAAUGAAUUCUUAGAUGAUUCGAUCGUUUUACCGCCCGGCAAUUGGGAUCGCCACGAUCUAUUGCCGUUCGAAGAGUUGAAAGCGAAAAAGGAUUGGAUACGUUCACGCAAAACCAAAGCAUUACAAAUAAAGAAAGAGCUUAAGGAAAAAGCGAUUAACAAAGAGAUUUGCAAAGCUUCGGUAGAGAAAAAAGCCGACAAAGAUGAUGACGGUGGUGAUAAGAAGAAAGCAAAUCCUUUGGAGAAGACAAAUUGCUUUUGGGGUGGUUUACGCAAUGAUCUCAAACGUCGCCUGCCCAUGUAUAAGAGCGAUAUAUUAGAUGGUCUUAACAGCGAAACUGUAGCGGCUACGGUAUUCAUGUACUUUGCUUGCCUAUCGACAGCUAUCACAUUUGGCGGCUUGGCUUCCGAUAAGACACACAAUUUGAUUGGUAUUUCGGAGACGUUGUUAAGCGCCUCCGUAGUCGGUGUAGUAUUUCAUUGUCUAGCCGGUCAACCAUUAGUAAUUAUCGGUACAACCGGUCCACUGUUGCUGUUCGAUGAAGCCUUAAAUAAUUUUUGUAAGGAGAAUAACAUUAACUUUUUGACAAUUCGUGCAUACAUUGGUACAUGGCUGGCGAUUAUUUCCAUAUUAGUUUCGGCAUUUGAAGGUAGUGUCUACGUGCGUAUGCUGACUCGUUUCACGCAGGAGAUAUUUUCGGCCCUGAUUACUCUUAUUUAUAUUGUGGAAACCAUUAUGAAAUUGGUGUCCGUUUACAAGAGGCAUCCCUUGUUGGCCGAUUACAAUUUACCGCCUCCAACCAUCAUGAACUCGAAAUUGAUAUUAGGGAAUGAAAGUGAUAGCAUUGCUUUAACGCAGGACGAUAAUGCCACACUGGGCGCAUUCGUUACCGAGAUGCAUUUUACACAUGAGGAGCCAUUAAAUAUGCCAAAUACAGCAUUGUUUUCUACGAUACUUACGCUCGGCACCUUUACAAUAGCCUAUUAUCUGAAAUUAUUUCGUAAUUCGCAUUUUCUGGGCCGCAACGCAAGACGAGCUUUAGGGGACUUCGGUGUACCGAUUGCGAUCACGAUUUUUGUGACUGUUGACUACUUUAUACCGGAAGUUUACACUGAAAAACUUAGUGUGCCCGAGGGUAUAUCGCCCAGCGAUCCCGAUAGCAGGGGUUGGCUGGUUACGCUGGGAUUAAUUGAGACUUGGAUACCAUUUGUUGCUGGCGUGCCGGCUCUCUUGGUCUAUAUACUCAUUUUUAUGGAAUCGCACAUUUCUGAAUUGAUAGUCGAUAAGCCGGAACGUGGACUUAAAAAGGGUUCUGGCUUGCAUCUUGAUAUUGUCUUGCUGUGCUGCUUAAAUGCAUUCUGCGGCUUUUUCGGGAUGCCUUGGCAUUGCGCUGCCACCGUCAGGUCCGUGGCCCACGUCUCUGCCCUGACCAUUAUGUCCAGAACCCACGCUCCUGGUGAAUCGCCUCGUAUCAUCGACGUGAAAGAGCAGCGUGUUUCUGGUUUUUGUGUUUCAUUAAUGAUUGGACUUUCUGUUACUAUGGCACCUUUAUUGCGCCUUAUACCGAUGGCUGUGUUGUUCGGUGUUUUUCUUUACAUGGGAAUUGCCUCAAUGAGUGGUGUACAAUUUUUCGAUAGAGUAAGACUGUUUUUUAUGCCCGUAAAACAUUACCCACCCACGCCGUAUGUAAAGCGAGUUCCUACUUGGAAAAUGCACAUGUAUACCGUAGUACAAGUUGUUUGUUUGGCAAUAUUAUGGGCUGUGAAGUCAUCAAAAAUCUCUUUGGCUUUUCCAUUCUUUCUAAUAAUGAUGGUGCCCAUACGACAAAAGCUGGCAGCUCUCUACAAGCCGCAAGAAAUGCAAGCGUUGGAUGGUAGUGAAGCUAAUGCGGACGAAGAUGAACCUGACUUUUAUGAAGAAGCAACCAUUCCAGCAUAAAACCAAUUGCACAAAAACGCACUAGUGAAUGCUCUUUGCAAAUGAUCUAAGAUACUUAAAAGACAGUAAAGAAGAAAACAAAAGAGAAAAACAAAUUAUUAUGAUAUAUGAUAUAGUUAGGCAUGUAUGUACUUGAAAUUGGCGCAAAUUACAUAAUUUUAUAAGGUGAACAAUUUGAGAAUUAAAACAAAAAACAAAAAAAGAAGAAGAAAACAAUCGCUGUAGCGUAAUGGAAAUUGUUGUUAUGCAUAAAUCUGCGAUUAUAAUUUUAUAGAACAAUUACUUCAUUAUUAAUUAUGUGUUUAUACGAUAUAAAAAAAAA
This is a messenger RNA of Glossina fuscipes, 4456 nucleotides long. RefSeq names its product band 3 anion transport protein (gene Ae2). Gene Ontology annotation, biological process: monoatomic anion transport; regulation of intracellular pH; transmembrane transport. Gene Ontology annotation, cellular component: plasma membrane. The transcript has 17 exons. NCBI's taxonomy places the organism in Eukaryota, Metazoa, Arthropoda, Insecta, Diptera, Glossinidae. The record is from RefSeq and is a predicted model, not a curated record. Gene Ontology annotation, molecular function: monoatomic anion transmembrane transporter activity; solute:inorganic anion antiporter activity. The coding region runs from base 379 to 4134 and encodes 1251 amino acids.